AUGGAUGCCAAAGAAGCCUCCGCCACCGAUUUGAAGCGACCGAGAGAAGAGGAUGACAACACCGCCGCUUCCAUGGAGACGGAGAACGGAGAUCAGAUAAAGGAGCCUGCUUGUUUCUCCUCUGUGAUUCCUGGAUGGUUCUCUGAGAUGAGUCCCAUGUGGCCAGGAGAGGCACACUCUUUGAAGGUUGAGAAGGUUUUGUUUCAAGGGAAAUCAGAUUACCAGGAUGUGGUUGUUUUCCAGUCUGCGACAUAUGGUAAAGUUUUGGUUUUGGAUGGAGUCAUCCAACUCACGGAGAGAGAUGAAUGCGCUUAUCAGGAGAUGAUUACUCAUCUUCCUUUGUGCUCUAUCCCUAACCCAAAGAAGGUGUUGGUCAUUGGAGGAGGAGAUGGAGGUGUCCUGCGGGAAGUUGCACGCCAUCCUUCUGUUGAGCAUAUUGACAUGUGUGAAAUUGAUAAAAUGGUGGUCGACGUGUCUAAGCAGUUUUUCCCUAAUGUAGCAAUUGGAUUCGAGGAUCCUCGCGUUAACCUCGUCAUUGGCGAUGGUGUUGCUUUCUUGAAGAAUGCUGCUGAAGGAUCAUAUGAUGCAGUUAUUGUUGACUCAUCAGACCCCAUUGGUCCUGCAAAGGAGCUGUUUGAGAAACCCUUCUUCCAAUCUGUGGCUAGAGCUCUUCGACCUGGUGGAGUUGUGUGUACUCAGGCUGAAAGCUUGUGGCUUCACAUGGACAUCAUUGAAGACAUUGUUGCCAAUUGCCGUGAGAUCUUCAAGGGAUCGGUGAACUACGCGUGGACUAGUGUUCCAACAUACCCGAGGCAUCUGAAUCUGUAUCAAUUCAUGGUUGUUUACUGCAGUGGGGUUAUCGGAUUCAUGCUCUGUUCAACUGAAGGGCCUGAGGUUGACUUCAAGAACCCUGUGAACCCAAUUGAUGACAGCUCCAGCAAAUCAAAUGGACCCUUAAAGUUUUACAACGCUGAGAUUCAUUCAGCUGCGUUCUGCUUACCUUCUUUCGCCAAGAAGGUAAUAGAAUCAAAAGCCAAUUGA
Eruca vesicaria subsp. sativa (arugula) is the source of this 1041-nucleotide messenger RNA. Lineage: Eukaryota; Viridiplantae; Streptophyta; Magnoliopsida; Brassicales; Brassicaceae. The record is from the annotation of a GenBank genome assembly.